This is a messenger RNA of Rosa rugosa (rugosa rose), 1163 nucleotides long. RefSeq names its product protein DEHYDRATION-INDUCED 19 homolog 3. The record is from RefSeq and is a predicted model, not a curated record. The coding region runs from base 253 to 912 and encodes 219 amino acids. NCBI's taxonomy places the organism in Eukaryota, Viridiplantae, Streptophyta, Magnoliopsida, Rosales, Rosaceae. The transcript is spliced from 5 exons.
AUUCCCAAUUUCUCCCAACUCAUCCUAAAAUUUACCCAAAUACACAAAACCCAAUUCCAAUUCGUUGGACUCCUUUCCUCGGCCACCGCCUUCAUCCUCGUCGUCGGUUUCUUUCUCCAGCUUAAGCCUCCGUCUUUAUCCUCAAAUUCGAUUUCUUUUCUUUUUUGGCUUUGUGAAUCUGAGAGAUCGGAGCAAAGCGAUUAAAAGAAAACAGAAAUUAAAUUCAUAAAACAAAGACCAAGACUCAAAAUCAUGGACGGUGAUUCAUGGAGCGCUCGUCUUUCCACCGCCUCAAAGCGUUACCAAUCCGCUCUUCAAUCUCGAUCUGAUAUGUUCAUGGGAUUUGAAGAAAUUGAUGGAGAUGACGAUAUAAGGGAGGAAUUUCCAUGCCCGUUUUGCUCAGAAUACUAUGAUAUUGUAGGAUUGUGCUGUCACAUAGAUGAAGAGCACCCGGUGGAGGCAAAGAAUGGGGUGUGCCCAGUUUGUUCAUUGAGGGUGGGGAUUGAUAUGGUUGCGCACAUUACCCUACAACAUGGAAAUAUAUUCAAGAUGCAGCGCAAGAGGAAAACACGGAAAGGUGGAGCUCAUUCAACACUGUCAUUGUUGAGGAAAGAGCUGCGGGAAGGAAACUUGCAGUCUCUUUUUGGGGGCUCUUCCUGUUUACUUUCCUCAUCCAAUGUAGCAGCUGAUCCAUUGUUGUCAUCAUUUAUUCUACCCAUGGCUGAUGAUUUUGUCAGUGUUCAGCCUCACUUUUCAACGGAAACAAGCUUAGCCAAGAAAAGCACAGAGAAAGUAUUAGAACGAAAUGUGAAGUCACCUCCUUUGUCUGUCAAGGAUAAGGAAGAGAAAGUAAAAAGAUGUGCAUUUGUUCAGGGGCUGUUGUUGUCCACCAUCCCUGAUGACAGGUUAUGAAGUUUCUAGAGGAUGCCGCAGGAGUUGAGUUUCACAAUCAAGAGCCCCUGCCUUCUGUUCGUUGUUUGUAGCAAGUAUGCCAAUGUAUGAAACACACAGUGUGUGUCGAAUAAGCUGUAGGAGAGUGUUGAGUGUAAUUAUGUGGCAUGUCAACUUUAGUUUAUAGGCCUGAACAAAACUUGAUACCAUCAGUUAUUUUCAGGUCGUUAUUAAGUUUAAAGGAAAAAAAAAAAAAGUAAUUUCUCUUUUCA